Messenger RNA from Cryptococcus wingfieldii CBS 7118, 426 nucleotides. RefSeq lists its product as hypothetical. Lineage: Eukaryota; Fungi; Basidiomycota; Tremellomycetes; Tremellales; Cryptococcaceae. The transcript is spliced from 3 exons. Gene Ontology annotation, cellular component: cytoplasm. The coding region runs from base 1 to 426 and encodes 141 amino acids. Gene Ontology annotation, biological process: N-acetylglucosamine metabolic process. The record is from RefSeq and is a predicted model, not a curated record.
AUGUUCGGCAUUUCUGCGUAUGGGUACGGGCUAGUGGAUAAUGACCCGGCCAAAUGGAAGAAAAUCCAGGAGCAAGGCCUUGGCGGCUUCACCGGGAUCAUCCCCCGUAGUGAUCGCUAUCGUAUCGAAGACGGUAUCAAAGACAACGUCGGCCUACAUCCGCAUAAUAAGGGAGAGUGGCAGUACUUGGAUCGAAUACAAGGCCAUUCCGAGAUGAAGAGAUGGUAUGGGGUGGGACAUGAAGCCGAGGGGGGGCAUGAGAUUGGGGCUAUGGUGAGAUCGUUGUGGGAUGAGAGAGGGUGGGAAUGCGUUUGGUUUGUGAAUCCUCCGGCGCUGCAGUCGAUGCCCGGUCUAUCGCAUUUCCAUGUCAUGGCCCGGCGUAAAACGCCGGAGGAGAUUAACGCAUCGGAGGAGAUCUGGGCAUGA